GAGAGGAAUUUUUAUGUAGUAUAACCUCAAGAGAAGAAAAAACUAGUACUAGUCUCGAAGACAUUCUAAAAAAAAUCAAUGAUUUAAAUGAAUUAACUUCUCCAAAUAACCAAUUUAAGCUAAUGAUGAAACAUGCAGCACAAUUAUAUUUAUAUGUAAUUCCAAGGAAAAUUAUUGAUAGUAGACGAAAACAGCUAGAAGUACUGAAUGAAUAUGGA
Molecule: messenger RNA, 218 nt
Organism: Racocetra persica
Lineage: Eukaryota; Fungi; Glomeromycota; Glomeromycetes; Diversisporales; Gigasporaceae
Source: the annotation of a GenBank genome assembly